Episyrphus balteatus (marmalade hoverfly) is the source of this 1368-nucleotide messenger RNA. Its product is annotated as myrosinase 1-like. The transcript has 6 exons. NCBI's taxonomy places the organism in Eukaryota, Metazoa, Arthropoda, Insecta, Diptera, Syrphidae. Gene Ontology annotation, molecular function: beta-glucosidase activity. Bases 1 to 1368 code for a protein of 455 amino acids. The record is from RefSeq and is a predicted model, not a curated record. Gene Ontology annotation, biological process: carbohydrate metabolic process.
AUGUGGUCAUUAGUUCUUUUCGUUGUUAUUGGACUGUUUAGGUCUGAAAGUUUAGUUGAAGCUACCAAUUGUACAAUUGUAGCAAAAGGAAAUUUGAUAUUUCCAAAAGAUUUUAAUUUUGGUGUUGCAACAUCGGCUUACCAGAUUGAAGGUGGUUGGAAUGCAGAUGGUAAAGGUGUAUCAAUUUGGGAUGAAUAUACGCAUAAUAAUCCUGAUAGGAUCAAGGAUCGGACAAAUGGUGACUCAGCAGUAGAAUCGUAUCGGCUUUUCGAUUUGGAUUUGAAAGCAUUGAAGGAAUUAGGGGUAAAACAUUAUCGUUUUUCUAUUGCAUGGACACGAAUCUUUCCAGAUGGCUAUGUCCAUUCGAAAAAUCAAAAAGGAAUCGAUUACUACAACAGUGUUAUCAAUAAGCUUUUGGUAAAUGGUAUUGAGCCAAUGGUCACUAUGUUCCACUGGGACAUGCCUGUUGGAAUACAAAAGUUUGGUGGCUUCUCUAAUGAGCUAAUAGUUGAACAAUUCUCAGAUUAUGCUGAGGAACUAUUCAAAUUAUUCGGUGAUAGGGUUAAAACAUGGAUAACAUUGAAUGAACCCCAUCAAAUUUGCAAAUCAGGUUAUGGCAGUACGAGAUCACCACCAAUGGUUGGAGCUCCUGGUGUUGGUGAUUAUAUUUGUUAUACAAAUUUGCUUAAGGCCCACGGUGCAACUUAUCGUUUGUAUCAAGAGAAAUUUGCUAAAGAACAAAAAGGAAAAAUUGGUAUCACUUUGGAUAGUCAGUUUGUCUUUUCUAAAACUAAUAAUAAAAAUGAUAUCGCUCGUGCAAUGCAUUACAAUUUGGGAUUGUUAGCUCACCCAAUUUUUAGUAAAUAUGGUGAUUUUCCUCCAAUCGUAUUAAAAGAUAUUGAAAAGAGUAGCUUUGAAGAAGGAAGAGUAAGAUCUCGUCUUCCAAGGCUUGGUGAAUAUUGGACAAAAGUAAUAAGAGGAUCAUCUGACUUUAUGGGUCUCAACUAUUACACUUCGAGAUUUAUUAAGCCUGCUACUGAACCAGAGGGUGAAAACCCUUCAACAGAAAGAGAUUACAAUUAUCAGAGUAAGCCUGAUAACAAUUGGCCUAGAGCAAAGUCAGAUUGGCUUUAUUGUAUUCCCGAAGGAUUGGAAUAUCUUUUGAAAUAUAUUCGAGAUGAAUAUGACAAUGUUGAAGUCAAGAUCACAGAAAAUGGUUGGUCAGAUUCUGGUGAACUUAAUGAUGAUAAACGUCUUAAGUAUUAUAAGAGUCACAUUCAAGCUGUUUUGAAUGCCAUCAACGAUGGAUGUAAUGUUACUUCUUAUUCCGCUUGGAGUUUGGUUGAUAAUUUUGAAUGGAAUCAAUAG